AUGGACGCCCCUCCUUUAUCUCCAAAUAACGAACAAGGACAGCCGCAUCCUGGAAACAUUAAUUUUUCUCAACAACGUCCAUCAGUUAAUUCACAUUUAAUGUCCCAACUUCAUAUGGGCCCUAUACCAUAUCGUCCACUAUUACCUUCAGGUUGGACUGAACAUCGUGCUCCUAACGGAAUGUUUUAUUAUUACAAUGCGUCAACUGGGCAAAGUACUUGGGAGAGACCUAUCAUGGUACCGCCGCCACCACCACCUCCUUUAGGUCAUCCUUCUAUGAAUGUUGCUUCUCACCCAUUUCAACAGAUGCCAGGAAUGAUCCCAAAUCUUCAACAACAAAAUGUUACAAUAACUCAACAAUCAAAAGAACAACCAAAAGAAAAAAAAAAGGAAAAGGCUAAAGAAAAGAAACCGAUUCCUAAUACGAAGUGGUCCCUCGUUAUGACAACAGAGGGUAAUGAAUUUUAUUUUAAUUCUGAAACAAAAAAAUCAGUAUGGGAAAUACCUGAGGAAAUUUCAGAAUUAGUUAAACAAAUGAAAGAACAGAUGAAAGAACAAGCAACAAAAGAUAAUCAAAAAUCACAUGACAAAGCUGGUAUCAAAAGGAAAGCGGAGGAUGAUGAUGAAUCAAAAGAUAUCGCUUAUCAACUUCAAUUUAUGGAAGAUCAAGAUCAAGAAUUAUUAUCUGAAACAGGUAGCGGAGACUCUCAUGAUCAAUUAAUAAUGAACGAAGAAGGUUUUCAGCAACAAGAUAAAGGCAAAGAAGUAAACUUUUCACUAGAAGAACGUAUUAUUAUGUUCAAAUCACUUCUAAGAGAUGUGGAUGUAUCACCUUAUUCAAUAUGGGAAAAAGAAUUACCACGAAUUAUACAUGAUUCUAGAUAUACAUUAAUCCCAACAUUGAAACAAAAGAAGGAAAUAUACGAUGAAUUUUGCAAAGAGCGUGCUAAAGAAUUGAGAAUUGAAAAAAACAACAAAAUAAAGAAUUUAUCUGCAAAAGACGAAUACUUAAAAUUAUUAGAAGAAGAGACCACUUACCGUUCUCAUUGGGACAGUUUUAAAACAAAUUCCAAACGAGAUCCAAGGUUUAAAAAUUUUGGUGAUGACAAAGAAAAAGAAAAACUCUUUCGUAAAUACGUACGGGACCUAAAAGAAAAAGAGGCCGAACGUAAACGGGAGAAUCAGAAAAAAGCAGAUGAUGAUUUUAGGGAACUAUUAAGUGAAACAAGAGGAAUAAAAUAUGAUUCAAGUUGGCGAAGGGUUAAGAGAAUAAUCGAAAGCGAUCCUAGAUAUGCAGCUGUUCAAUCAGCAACUCAAAGGGAAGAAUUAUUCAGAAAAUAUUGUAAAAAACUUGAGGCCGAAGAUGAGGAAGAAAUGGCAAGAAGAGAACAAGAACGAAAACAAAGAGAGCGUAAAGCAAGAGAAGAGGAAAGUUUAAGAAAUAGAGAAGCUCAAGUGAGAAAUGAAAGAAGAAUUCAGAAUUAUGAUAGGAAUUCGACCAAGAAGAGACUCCUUCGUGAAGAAUCUAUUCGUGAAUUUCAAACUUUAUUGGUUGAUUUAGUUCGAACUCAUGAGAUUACUUGGGAGUCAAAGAAAUCUGAUUUGGCACGUGAUCACCGUUACAACGGAGAAGGUCUAGAAGAUUUUGAUAGAGAACGUUUAUUCAAUGAAUAUAUUGAUAAUAUAUAUAUAAAAUGUGUUAAAGAAUACUAUCAACUUCUUGACAAACAUGUGAAAUUGGAUACUACCUGGCUUGAGAUAUAUCCAAUUGUUAAGGAUGAUCGACGGGCAGUAAAACUUAGCAAGAGUGAAGAUAAAUUAGAAAAAUUAUUUGAUGAUUAUAUGAAAAUGAGAAUAGAGAAAGCUAAAGAAGAAUUUUUACAACUUUUAAAAGAAAAUCAAUUUUUGGAAUAUAGAGCACGUAUGGUUCGAUUAUCAGAAAAUGGAGCAAAAGAUGAAACAGGUGCUGAAAAAGAGAAAGCGCGUGAACUUAAGUUGGAGGAAAUUCACGAUGUUCUCAAAGAUGACACCCGAUUUUUAGCAUUAAAUCAUAUGCCAGAAGAACGUGAUGAAUUCAUCAACGAGUAUUUAAAAAAUACGGAAGCACCAAAACUUACUGUUCAUCAAGGACGUGAAUAA
Diversispora eburnea is the source of this 2139-nucleotide messenger RNA. The record is from the annotation of a GenBank genome assembly. Lineage: Eukaryota; Fungi; Glomeromycota; Glomeromycetes; Diversisporales; Diversisporaceae.